This is a messenger RNA of Xyrichtys novacula (pearly razorfish), 491 nucleotides long. The record is from the annotation of a GenBank genome assembly. NCBI's taxonomy places the organism in Eukaryota, Metazoa, Chordata, Actinopteri, Labriformes, Labridae.
AUGGAGGAUCGAUAUCCUCUGAGCCGUGAGUUAAAGCCAAAAGCAAGAAAAAUAAGACCAUCCACUUCAUCCCCGAUGAUCUAUGUCCCAGCGAGAUGGUGUGGAUCAUAAUGAAAUUGUUGAAAAUGUACAAUUUAUGUGUCAGUGAGUUAGCAGGAUGAGCUUCCCGCUCACUCCCCACAGGCCAUUGUCAAAGCAGCACCAUUAGCGGCUCCGUGGCUAACAUUAACCUUUCCUCGCCAGCUUACCAAUAUCUCAUCACAGCCCGCGUCCAGCAGCCCCGUGCUUUUAAACACGCCUCCUUUAUGGGGUGGGCCGCCUGCGAGGCCUUGGAAACAGAUCUCUGCAUUAGAAAAAUGAUCAUUGGGAAAGUCCAUCAUCAGACGCUCUUUCUGACCAUUUCUGUGAGUUACAGCCGCUCGCCUGGCGCUCUGCUGCUCCUCUCCAGGGACUCGCAGAGACCCGAGCGCUCAAAGACACGACGACCAUGA